GGGCACUCGGGGACAUCGAACGGGAGCGGAGGCGGAGCGCAGGGGAAAUGGCCAGGGAACGCAAUCGUAUCCAGGAGGAGUUAGUUACGACAAUCACAAUUUUAAUAUCAAUCAAGACGAGCAGGAGGAGCACGAGCAGGAGGCUUCUUACAUGAUAAGUUUGUGCAUCGGUUGUAGUUCUAUUUGUGAAUGCACGCUCAUCCUCAUUGAUGGUUCGUGUGAAAGGAAGUAAGAAUAUCAUCUCCACUGCAUGAAUCUCCUACUCAACAUAAGUACUUACAUUCGUUUUUACUCCAUAUCUUCUAAGAUGCCUGCUGGUACGUCGGGCGGGCGUCAGACGAAAAGUGGGCUUCUCGGCGGCUGGUUCGGAGCAGGAAACGCUGGUGUGGAGAUGGAGGAAGACGAUCAGGGUGCCUGGAAAAUGCGACUGAAUAAGCGAAAGAGCCAACACGAAGAGGACGUCGCUGUACGAAAGUGGGAACUAGAGAAGAGGCGGAGAUUAAGCGUUUCAAGUUGACCUACUUAAAAGCAUCUACUCUAUGUUGAUCUUCAUCUUCUUUUCAAGAAGACAGAAGGGCUGCAUAGAUAUGCGAGAUAGGUCGGUCAACUUGCAACCCCUAAGGAGAGAAAUCGCCUUAGAAUCGCACGAGCGAGAGCUCCAGAUGCUGGAAGAGCGCGCAGCAGCAGGGUGUGGGCCAAUAGGAGGCCACGAUGCCCCCGGAGGAUAUUCGCCACCCCACUCUUCAAUGUUAAGGCUUGUUCCCCUACCGGUGCAUCUUCAGAUAGUGCUGCAUUUUGGAAGAGCUUUCCCAUGAUAAGGAAAAAGGAGCAGCAAGAUACGCCUCAAGAUGGAUAGGCGUGAGCUCUAACAAUGUCACCCGGAGGAGCGGGGCACUACUACCACGGCGCCCCUCCAGGCAGUCCGCCGCCAGGAAGUCCACCCAACAUGUAUCCGCCGCUCUAUGGACCUCAGGCGUACCAUCCGGGGAUGAUGCCUGGAUACAACGUGCCACCUCCUCCGGGAGGAGUUGCGCCAGCAGCAGUUCCCGGUAGCAACCUUUAAGGCCGCUACUUGCUCAUAUAAUUCAUCAACUUUAAAUCUUAGGUUUAUUUAAGGAUGUCAAGGUCUAAGAUCUAGGCAUAGGAGGCUUGGUGGAUCAAUUCGCUUACAUACAGCAGCAACAACGCAUAGAGACGCUCAAAGACGAAAAGACAUUGUUGCGUGAAGAGCGGGACUACUUUCGCCGCAAGAUGAUGGAGCAAGAUAGGAGAGAAGCAGACGAAAUCUCUCAACUACGAGCAGGGCGGUCGAGGAGUCCUAGUCCGGGUGGAUAUCAUAUGGCCUAAGUUCGGGUCCCUUUGCCUUCUCUUGUUACAGUCUAAUAUAUUAUCUUGAACCUGAAGAGGUGUGUCCCAAGGUCUUCUUUCGUGGGAUGUAAGCUCCUGAUGCUCACUUAGGCAUCCUUGACGUCUAAAGCAUCAGGCGGGCGUCUAGCUGACGGGGAGAGGGUGCUUACAGGGUUGGAGGACCUUUUGCGUCGACAUCUCGGUUCCGAAGAUCGAGGGCGAUCACCUGGCAGUCGUUCGGGCGGACAUCCACAGCACGUAAAUUUCUAUCCUUCGCCGAGAGGUCAGCACGGGCUAGUGCCAGCAUCUCCGGGGUCGGCAGCUGCCUCGUCUUAUCGACAGCAACAUGGAGGGGGCGUACCAGAGCAGAUCGUGCAAGAUUUGAGCAAACUAGAGGCAAUGCGAUUGCAGGACAGUAUUGACGUUCUUGUUUCUUUUCAACCCGUGAGUCAGUACCUACGGUAAUACUGCCACUGCGAUCCUUUUUUCUAUUUUUUCCAGUAGUUGAAGUCGACGAAAGAGAACGUCUCAACGAUAGGCAUCAAUAGCACUUCUUACACGUCCUAGUUGUACACCCACGAUCACGAACUAUGAUCUGUUCUUCAGCAAUUUCGAGACUUAGUGACGAAAUGAGGGACCUGCGCAUGCAGAACAAGAUGCAGACCAUGGACGCUCAAUCACGCUCGGCCAGUGCUCAGGGGAAAAAGUAUUUCGUGCAAGAUGAUGAUUUCUUAGUAGUCGGAAUUGUGGUCUUCAUCAUGUUGACAACUCCUUGUGGAAGCUCGUCAAACAAUGUAAUCGAAAACUCAAAAUAAGCGAGUUACUGACUGAAAUAAGAGAGUCUUGACUACUGCAUUCCUCUUCUUUCAGUAUCGCCCUUAUUUUCCCUAGUUACUCGCUUAUUUCAGUUUAUCGAAUAGAACUAGAAGCCGAACUUACCUGGCUUUAGUAAGUUUCCCCUCACUUCUCCAGGCAACAGCACGAGUUUAUGUUUUAUCCGGACGUCAUGCCAUCUUCCUGUUCCUCUUCCAGGCGCGAGCGGAUGCGAGAUGCGAAACAGGAUCGCCUGGAGAAGAAAAUCGAUGCGCUCCUAAACAGCACUACAGGUGGCCAGCUUGAGCUUCUAAACAGUUGUACUUCUGAGAGCCAGCACCCGGAAGUUGAGAGGAACCGGGAGCUCCGUGACGCCACGAUGAAUUUACGUGCCGAAAUAGAAGCAAUGAAACGGGAAAAACUAGACAUGGAAGGCAAACUGAUGGACUCCAGUUAUUCCUUUAGACGCGAUCUGGAGACGGAUAGUGGGACCAGGUACUUUUUCAUAUUUUCUGUUUCAGGAGUGUAGUAGCUCUCUCUUGCAAGUUGUUUCUUAUCUGUCAAAGUGAAGAGCUUUGUCGUCUUUGUCGUCGUCCUACAACUCAUCUUCACUAUGUAUCUAUGUAUAAGUAAAGAAAAAUGAGAAUGACUAACACUCACACACAAAUGUUCCAGUUCCAAGGAGACCCGACAGCGAAGCAAGCGAUUAGGCGAGGUUGCUGAUAUGUACGAGAGAGUGAUCGAGCGGAAGAUAUCGCAGAAAGCUUUUCUCAAUUGUUAUGGUCAUUUGUUUCACCUGUUCGUCUACUCGUUCGAGUACCUGAGCAGCUUCUUGGUAGGGGCUUUUACUCCCAUCUAGAAGAAAAAGAAUACAGGAUCUUGGGUUUGAUACAACAACCCACCUUUCUCCAUAGAAGAGAAGGGCACCCCUAGGGCUGCACCAAGUAGAUCGAUAAGGGAGCAAAAAAAAUGUCGUCCAACCGCGUGCCGCAUCUCUGUCCUGUAUUCGGGAUUGUUUCGUCUCAUGUGGAACUUUUUGACUAUCUCAGGUUUACGUGCUUCAUAGAAGCACUCUCUUUCUCUAAACCUAGUUCCAAAAUGCACGAUUUCGUCAAUUGUCGCGUGGAGUGGCAGAAACCCAAAAAGCCCAAACGCAAGUGAUGCAGCAUCUGUGUAAGCAUGUGCGCAGUGACUGGCGUGAUUUGUUAAGGCUUACAGUCUAUUUAACGCAUCUCCGCAGAUCAUCAGCAUCACUGUACGUUUCCUCUUUGUUCAUACGGCGACGAGUCAGAAUAUGAACUAAUGUAGCCUCUAAAUUUGAGACAGGAUGCUCUGCGGGAACUGGGAGACUUCGGCAGUGCGCUCUCAGAUUCCCAGAUGCAACUACUCGGGACGCUGGCUAGGAAAGAUCGGUGGAGUCUUAUGCUGACAGGGAUAAUGACUUGUUGUACUCAAAGUAACUUGCUUAGUUCACUGCCUGGAAGUGGAGGUCGAGGUGUGAUGUACUAGAAGAAGUGAACUCGUGCUGGGUAAUUAUAGAAACUGAUGUGGUGUGAAUGUGAUGUGGCUUGAAGAUUGCAAGAACUUCCACUUCUGCUCCACGUUGUUUCCGUACGUACUAGUUUAGAGGUCGUCGAACGAUGUCUAAUACAAACCGGAAAAACGAACGUUCCCCACAGAAGAGCAGUCCUAGUACUACAAGAAAAAGCUCGUCUACAUCUCCUGCACGGAUAAAGGAUCUGAGGAGUCAACAGCAACCGGUGGCAGCGCCAACGUUACCGCUGCUGAAAAAAACUAGAAGAACAAGACAGUCAACCAGUGCUGCUGCAGUUUCGUCAGCAGGCAACAAAAAACCACGAGGAGUAGUUGAUAAAGAAAUCCAGUACCAGGACCAGGAAGAGAAAAAUUUAGAGCAGGAACCAAGUGCAACUUCAAGUAACUCUGAAUCUCCUUCUUCAUUCUCAGAGUCUUCAACGCCCGACGACGAUGAAGCUUAUCCAGUUAGAAGUACUAUGCUUCCAAACUCUAGUUCCGCUGCUGCGACGAGAGAGGACGCUACUAGCAACAGGAAAAAUAGAGGACGGAAAGGGAGACGGAAAGCACCUCCAACAGGUACGACGCCCGCCACCGCGUCGGCAACAGCACCUGCAUCGCCGCCAGGUGAUGUCGAGCGGGGUAAGACAAAAACUGCCGCCGCAACAAGAGGAAAGAGGCGCAACAAGAAAGAGCAGGAGACAUCAUUUUCAUCCUCCCCGAAAAGGAACAAGAAGGACAAGGAAAAAUCAGCCUCAGAACCUUUUGAGGGACUGGGCGUAGACCAUGACGAGGACGUCAUGUUCUAUCCCGAGGUGGCAUCUGAUGAAGAAGCCUCUACUUCAUCUGAUGUGAAGGUUCAGGAUGGCGAUCCACUUGAGGUCUUGGAAAGAGUAGAUAUGAAAAAUGAUCGUGAUGGCGAUUCAGAUUCACUAGAGGCACUUUUAAGCGGCGAGAAGAAAGAUGAGGUCGAACAGGACGUUGCGUCGUCAAAUUCCUGAGAAGGAACUAGUACCCGUCUUAUCGUUUUACGGAUGAUGUAUUUUCUUUGUAAAGUUUUUAGUGUGACUUCUUUUUUUGUGUUUUCAUUUUUAUUCCUAGUCAGGGCUUCACCGCACUAAAUUAAUCAGAUACGUCGCUGACAAUCUUUAUAAUACGAUGCGCUGAUAAUAUUGAAGAAGAUACGUUGUUUUAUUUCGCAAAGCCAUUUUCUUGAUGUUUCUGUGCUUCCAAGAAGGAGAAUUUCGUCGCCGGUAAGUCGUUCGUAUAGUACCAAGUAAUUAGAAGUGUCACUUCACGCUUUGUGUUAUGCAUAGUGGACGGUCGGAUAAAUUGUGUAAACUCGUGAACAGCCUGAUGUCGACCAAGAAUGAUAAAGCUAGUACUUGUCGACUGGCCAAUUUGAAAUUAACCAGUUCUGAAAGUUUUCUCAGAAUCCACGUUUUUUUUUAGAGUAGACGUAGUUUUCUUGUUGCUUGUCAAGCAUGCUUGGCUCAACCUGAAUAGAGAGAUAAGCAAUAACUUCAAGAUGUCCUGCGUCUUCGCGUUGAUACAGAUACACAUGACCACCAGGAAUCUUUCUAACAGAUUGAAAAGGAAAUUUUUUGGUUAAUGCCCAUGUUGUUAAUGUGUGUGAUGAAAAAUGCUCCAGUUGCUACAUAGAUAGUCUUUUUUUGACGUGUCGACCUGGCCGCAGUUGGCUUGUUAGAUCAAAACAUGCUCAACCCGUGAACAAAAUCGUAUCCAUACCACUACCUAGUUGAUUUGACUACAAAAUUACAAAACCAGAUGAUCAAUAUGGCCUUGAAAAUGUGUCUUUCUGAUGUUCGUUAAGUCGAUUUACCUUGUACAAGUUUAGGAACAAUUCUAGGACAGCAUUUAAAGUGGACCUUGUUUCAGAAAAACAAUACUGCGAGGACUCACAACUAGAAAAUUUUGUCUCGACGUCUUAUCCAUAUUAGUUCUACGCUCAUUCAUAACUUCAAAGUAAGUGUGAAAUGUUCGUACUUGUCCUUUUUUUGUUCAGAUGAAACUUCUUUCAUCGCUCGAAUAAGUUUCAGGGAUUCUACCUUUGUACAGUACCUUCAGUCGUUGUCAAAAAGACAAGACUUUCUUGAUAAAAAGUUGACAGCUUGGUUGAAAAAAAAUACCUGUCUGAGUUCAAAGAUCCUGGUAAGAUCGGGUACUCAUGUUCUUGUUUGUGUUCCGACAUUUAAGGGAGGCCCUGCCGUCAAAGCGAUGAAUAGAUCACGUUCAUAGUAAUUAAGAGCCCGACGGCGGGGCCUAUAAAAGGGCAUGAGGAAGUUUUACGCGGGGAAAAAUGCCGCACUUACUAGAUAUGCAAUGGAAAGCGAUGACGAAUAAAGAGAAUUCGAG
Messenger RNA from Amoebophrya sp. A25, 6069 nucleotides. Lineage: Eukaryota; Dinophyceae; Syndiniales; Amoebophryaceae. The record is from the annotation of a GenBank genome assembly.